AUGAUUCAGAAUAUAUCUGAAACACAGUCGAGGUCUCCAGGACCCGUCCAAUCACAUCAACCAGUUCCAAAAUAUAAUACAGACCUGCUCGAGACAAAGAAUAAACGAUUCCUUCCAAUCAGAAAAAUAGGAAAACCUAUUCCUUCAUUGAACGAGAUACGAUAUUCCUUCAUCGAACAGGAUACAAUUUACAGAAUCUCACAUAUCGAUUUUCCUUCAUUGAACAGGAUAAAAUUUACAGAAUCUACAUAUAGGUCUCUGCGGAGGCGGGUUUUUAUUCUUUCAUUGAACGGGAUAACUGCUCUUCUUCCCUGGCCAGAAUCGCAGAAUCGCAGGUCUCCGGCCAGAUUAACAGAAUCGCAGGUCUCCGGCCAGUUUCUUCCACAGAUAACUGCUAUUCUUCCCCAGGUUUCAAGAUCGUUGCAGAACUCAGAUAACUCAUUGUUAGUUUCAAUUUCUUGUGUUUAUUGGCAAAACAAUCUGCUUACCAGGUCCUUGAUGCCAACAAUGGCCAUGUACGGAGUACCGCAAACAUCAAGGAUACCUAGUAUUGCUGAAAAUACUUCAUUGUCUCAAGGUCAUACAGUUUGAUGUUCUAUAAUUCAGCAGGUAGAAGAUUUCAUAAUGAUGAAAAGCUGUGAAAAUCGUUUGAAGACCAUCAUUCGUCUGGAUUAGUUAUAUAAUGACAUUAGCUAUUUAGUUCAAACAAUAUAAGUUUAGUUAUUGUGACAUCAAUAUUUUUGAUUGGUGCUUCCUUUAAUUUCUUAAGAUUUAAUGAGAUAUAUAUAUUUUUUUAAAUUAAUAUUAAUAUAUUUUCUUA
Molecule: messenger RNA, 820 nt
Organism: Nicotiana tabacum (common tobacco)
Lineage: Eukaryota; Viridiplantae; Streptophyta; Magnoliopsida; Solanales; Solanaceae
Source: RefSeq, a predicted model, not a curated record